This is a messenger RNA of Sinocyclocheilus anshuiensis, 3201 nucleotides long. RefSeq names its product kelch-like protein 4. Gene Ontology annotation, molecular function: protein binding. The transcript is spliced from 11 exons. Lineage: Eukaryota; Metazoa; Chordata; Actinopteri; Cypriniformes; Cyprinidae. The record is from RefSeq and is a predicted model, not a curated record. The coding region runs from base 122 to 2260 and encodes 712 amino acids.
GUCCCUUUAUUGGCCAUAACUGGCAACAAAGACAAAAGAGGUGAAGCCUCUCAAGCCGAGACUCAGCCUCGUUAUUCCUCGGAUUCCAUGUGCCACUGGCAUCGCAUCGAGGGCGAAUAGGAUGUCUGUGUCUGGAAAAAAGGAGUUUGACGUGAAGCAGAUCCUCAGGCUCCGCUGGCGCUGGUUCAGCCACAGCACUCAGACCUCAGCUGGGAAUGGAGGCUACAUCCAACAGGAAGGUUUCGACCACCGGGGAACACCGGUCCGGCUGAAGAAUCACUCCCGGGACAGAGGAGGACUCCGCAAGAACAACAGCCCCGUGCACAGCAUUCUGGCACCUAACCCUGGACCCACGCCUGUUUAUGUCAGGCCAGGCGAUCAAUCAUGGCACCAGCAAAACAUCAUCCAGCACCUCCAAGCCAGCGAGGAGCUUCCCAAGAGCAACUCACCUUGCAGUGCCAGGAAAGAAGAGGUGAAGAGCAGCCAUGAGGAUGUGAAGAGCAAUCCGGAGGAUCCCUGUGAGGAGGAAACCACAGACAGGUUGGCUUUGAGCAGUUUCUCUAGGAUGAGCUCCAACUGCUCAGAUGAGUUUUUCCAGGCCACAAACCAUGCGGAACAGACCUUUCGAAAGAUGGAGACCUAUCUUCAGCACAAGCAGCUGUGUGAUGUACUUUUGAUAGCUGGAGAUCACAAGAUCCCCGCACACAGACUUGUCCUGAGCGCGGUUUCAGACUACUUUGCUGCCAUGUUCACCAAUGAUGUGAGGGAGGCAAAACAAGAGGAAAUUAAAAUGGAGGGUGUUGAUCCUGGGGCGUUGCGAGCGCUGGUUCAUUUUGCAUAUACUGGAGUCCUGGAGCUAAAAGAGGAGACAAUUGAAAGCCUUUUAGCUGCUGCUUGUCUCCUCCAGCUCUCACAAGUUAUUCAGGUCUGCUGUAACUUUCUGAUGAAACAACUGCACCCAUCCAACUGCCUGGGGAUCCGUUCGUUUGCUGAUGCUCAGGGAUGCAUGGAUCUUUUGAACGUUGCUCACAACUACACUAUGGAACACUUUCUAGAGGUCAUUCAGAAUCAGGAGUUCCUCUUGCUGCCCACAACGGAAAUUAUCAAGCUUUUGGCCAGUGAUGACAUCAACGUUCCAGAUGAAGAAACGAUUUUCCAAGCACUGAUGAUGUGGGUUCGCCAUGAUGUGCAGCACCGACAACAGGAUCUGGGAGUGUUGCUGGCGUAUAUUCGACUUCCCCUUUUACCACCACAGCUUCUUGCUGAUUUGGAAAACAAUAAGAUGUUUUCAGAAGACCUGGAAUGCCAGAAGCUCCUGAUGGAAGCCAUGAAGUACCAUCUUUUGCCAGAGCGCCGUCCCAUGCUACAGAGCCCAAGAACCAAACCACGGAAAUCCACUGUUGGAUCGCUCUAUGCCGUUGGACAGGGGUCUACAACAAUAGAGAAAUACGACCUUCGCUCAAACAGAUGGAUCCAAGUUGGUAGCAUGAAUGGGCGAAGACUUCAGUUCGGCGUGGCAGUGAUUGAUAACAAGCUCUACGUGGUUGGAGGAAGGGAUGGACUCAAGACCUCUAACAUGGUGGAGUGCUACAACCCAAUCACUAAAGUGUGGUCCACCAUGCCACCAAUGUCAACCCACAGACACGGAUUAGGAAUUGCUGUGCUAGAGGGGCCCAUGUAUGCAGUGGGAGGCCAUGACGGAUGGAGCUAUUUGAACACAGUAGAAAGGUGGGACCCCCAGGCGAGGCAGUGGAAUUAUGUGGCCAGUAUGUCCACACCACGCAGCACCGGCGGAGUCACUGCUCUCAAUGGAAAGUUGUUCGCUGUUGGUGGUCGUGAUGGAAGCUCGUGUCUGCGAUCGAUGGAAUGUUUUGAUCCUCACACAAAUAAAUGGAGUAUGUGUGCACCCAUGUCAAAGAGGAGGGGAGGAGUAGGCGUGGCCACAUAUAACAGUUUCUUGUAUGCAGUCGGAGGACAUGAUGCACCAGCUUCAAACCACUGUUCACGUCUCUCUGACUGUGUGGAGAGGUAUGACCCCAAAACAGACACGUGGACCACAGUGUCCUCUCUGAGCAUCCCCCGGGAUGCAGUGGGGGUGUGUCUGCUGGGAGACAGGUUAUAUGCGGUCGGAGGAUAUGACGGUCAGACCUACUUAAAUAGUGUCGAGUCCUAUGAUGCACAGAACAAUGAAUGGACUGAGGAGGUCCCUCUAAACAGUGGGAGGGCGGGGGCAUGUGUGGUGGUCGUGAAACUGCCUUGAAGGCUCAGAGUCUGAACUGUGACCUCAAGAAGAGGCCUGCGAUGUCAACACUUGGAAUGCUCUUUUCACGUAGUACACAGAGCUCAUCAAAGCUAUAGUCAACACUGGAUUCAUCUCAACAGAUUUAGACAGCCGUGUGCAGUUCAUUCUGUUUUCGCUCAGAUAUUCAGCACUAUUACAGACUGGAAUAAAAGGGAAAAAAAAUGAUGCUUAUAAGAUUUUGCUUAAUUAUAUGAGACAUUUUAUAUGAAAAGAAUACUUCUGAAAAUGUAUCCAAACAGAAUUUGAGUUACAAUUUAUCAUUUUAAUAUUUACAUCUUGUUAACCUCAUCACAUUUUUGACAUAUCUUUUAACUAUAUGAAAAUCAAAUGUAAUUUUAAAGACAGCAGCGUACUUGUUUACUUGUGCAAUUUUGUGGAAAAUGUAUUUUGAUCUUAGAUAAAUGAUUUUAAAAGACCACUGUGAAUACUUCCAGCUGUACGCUUGCAACAGAACACUGGUUUAUCUAAAAUGUUUGUGGACACACACUCAUGCAGUUCUCAUCUGAAUACAUUUUUUUGGUCUGAGACUAGGUUCAGCACGAAAUUACUUUAAGAAACUGUCUCUGAAGUAGAAAAAAAGCAAAACAAAUAAAAAAAAAAACACCAAAGUAAUUAGCACGUAUCGGUAAGUCAUUAUUAAAAUGGUAAUAAGGUUUACAGUAGAAAAUAUACUAUUAUAUCAUAUUGAUAUUUCACCUUUAUGUAAAGGUUUUGUAAUUUGUAUUGUACAUAGUCCCUGGUCCUGUGUAAUUUAUUAUCAUACUGUACUGGCAUGCUACUUCUAUGUUUGAAUGCCAUUAUUAAAUAUUUUAAAGACCCUGUGAAAUCACCUGAUGAAUUAAGUUUUGUGUUGACAUUAUAUGAACCAGAAGUUGCGGUGGGAUAUAUCAAAGGGCUCA